GAUGGCGCCCCAGAAAUGGAUAUCCCGCAAUCGGACGGACACCGUUCGGUACGGAACGAGAAACUAUCGUGCGCCGACUUCGGUACGAGAGAAGGAAACAACGAGUGCCCCUUGGAAAGAUCACGCAAACCCGUGGGUGGUGGCGGCCUCUGCAAAAGGAAAAAGCUCCAGAAUUUCGCUUCUCUGUUCUCUCUUUCUGGCUCUCUCUCUCUCUCUCUCCCCUUCAUCAAUCCCGACCUCCGCCGCUCCUUUCGUUCCUUCUUUGUCAGCCGCCGCCGCCGCCGCCGCCCCGCAGCAGCAGCAGCACAUGCUCCGAGCCGAUCAAUCGACGACGGGGAUUCGGAGCUCCACGUUUUCCGCCGCCGGGGACACACAGCUACACUAGUCCGCGAGCGUUUACUAGGCGGAAGUAGAAGCGGGAGGAGGAGUAGGAAGAGGAAGAUGGGUUCGGAGCGCAACGAGAGCGUCCCCGUCGCCGAGGCGCGGCUCUGCGCCAACAACUGCGGCUUCUGGGGCAACGCGGCCACCAUGGGCCUCUGCUCCAAGUGCUACCAGGACCUCUGCCUCCGGGAGCAGCGGGCCGCCGCCGCCGCCAAGGCCGCCGUGGGGAAGUCCCUCGGCCUAGAGACCGCCCCGGCCCCGCAGGAUGGCAGGGGCAAGGAGGAAGGUGACCCUUUCGCGAGGGCGGUGGCCGGUCCGGUGCAGGCCGCGCUCGGCGUCGGGGCAUCGAGCUUGGAGUCGGCGUCCGCGGGCGGCGAACGGAAGCCGAAGGCCGCGAACAGGUGCGGGACGUGCAACAGGAAGGUUGGCCUCACGGGCUUCCAGUGCAAGUGCGGGUUCACGUUCUGCGGGGCGCACCGGUACCCGGAGAGCCACGAAUGCGAGUUCGACUACAAGAGGUCGGGCCGGGACGCGAUCGCCAAGGCCAAUCCGUUGAUCAAGGCGGACAAGGUGGACAGGAUCUGAAUGGAGAUGGAUGGUCAGCUAAUUCGUGGAGAUUAAGGGGGCAAGUAAUAGUUCUGGGUUUAGAAGAGUAGUGGAUUUGAAUUUUUAUCUUUUGGUUCUCGUCUUUGUCCCGAUUGGAGCAAUUGCUCCUGGAAUGUCUCUGCCUUCAUUUUCAUGCUCUGGAACGAUGUUCCCUUGUUUC
This is a messenger RNA of Syzygium oleosum, 1147 nucleotides long. Its product is annotated as zinc finger A20 and AN1 domain-containing stress-associated protein 1-like. Lineage: Eukaryota; Viridiplantae; Streptophyta; Magnoliopsida; Myrtales; Myrtaceae. Gene Ontology annotation, molecular function: zinc ion binding; DNA binding. Bases 16 to 966 code for a protein of 316 amino acids. The transcript has 3 exons. The record is from RefSeq and is a predicted model, not a curated record.